Spodoptera frugiperda (fall armyworm) is the source of this 1169-nucleotide messenger RNA. RefSeq names its product integrator complex subunit 12 (gene IntS12). Gene Ontology annotation, cellular component: integrator complex. The transcript is spliced from 2 exons. NCBI's taxonomy places the organism in Eukaryota, Metazoa, Arthropoda, Insecta, Lepidoptera, Noctuidae. The record is from RefSeq and is a predicted model, not a curated record. The coding region runs from base 170 to 883 and encodes 237 amino acids. Gene Ontology annotation, biological process: snRNA 3'-end processing.
UUGACAAAUUGACAUAAUGUUCUGACAAAAAAGCCGAAUCGUGUUUUGAAAGAAAAUUAAGUUUAUUUUAUUAAUUGAAUACGGCAUUUAAUUCUAACAAUAACAUUGCAUUUGUUGUACACCUUUGAAUCAUUAACACAUUUCUUUACUUUGUUACUUAGAAAGCAAAAUGUCGUCUAUAGAUUUUGACCCUGCGAUAAAGUUGUGCUUAAAAUAUUUGCAUUCAAGUGCAUCUGAUUCCACUGAACAACUACGGUUGACUUUAGAUGACCACAUUCGUCAGACUUAUGGAAGUUCUAAAACUCUUGGCAACGUUUUGCCGAAGAAGUAUUUGACUGAGGAAAAGUUGGAAUCACCAAGAUCUAAGCAUAAGACCGAGAAGUCAUCGACUACUAAGACCGUGGCACUGCCUCAAUCAAGUCCACAGCAAAUACAAAUACCAGAACGUGAAAACGAUGACGGAUCUGUUAUGGAUGGAGAGUUAUCUCUGGAUUUAUUAGAAGAAGAUUUGACCUGUGCUGUAUGCAGACAGAUUUCAGUCCAAGCUGGCAAUCGCUUGGUGGAAUGUGAUGUAUGCUGCGCUCUUUACCAUCAGGAUUGUCACAAGCCAGUAAUCAGCGACAAUGACAUAGCAGCGGGGUGGCAGUGUGCUUCCUGUUUGGCAUCACAAGGGAUUACUGGAAAUUACAUCAAGGCCACACCCAAGUCUCCUUCUAACAUAUCUGGUUCCUCUACACCAGUUAAGAUAUCCUCGAGCAGUUCCUCUUCCUCAUCUCCUUCUAAAGUGGUGACUCCCAACAUCAACAUUAUAUCUGCUGAUAAGAGACUGCAGAUCAUGAAGAAGAAGGCUGCUAAACAACAUGAAAAGAAAAAAUCUAAAUGAUAAUAACUCUUUGUUUCUUAGGAAACAAAGUAAAAAGCAAGUGGCAUAUAAUGCCAGUCUAGAAAUAAGCUUAGGAAACUAGAAUACAUUACAUUUUUUAAAUAAUUCUUUUCUUGAUUUCUGGUGAAUGUAGUUAUUACAUGUACCUAUUAAUAUUAUAGACUUACCACAUAAUAUAUUAGUGAGAUUAUGUAGAGCUAUCCUAGAGUUUCAAAUUUGUACUAAUUAUAAAGUUUAUAUCUCUUGUCUGCUGUAUUACACAAAUAAAUGAGCAAUUACUAUUCUA